Schistocerca piceifrons (Central American locust) is the source of this 910-nucleotide messenger RNA. RefSeq lists its product as uncharacterized. NCBI's taxonomy places the organism in Eukaryota, Metazoa, Arthropoda, Insecta, Orthoptera, Acrididae. The record is from RefSeq and is a predicted model, not a curated record. The transcript is spliced from 6 exons. Bases 1 to 798 code for a protein of 265 amino acids.
AUGCAUUCUGCUAUUUUGUGGAUACUGUCCAAGCAGUUGCCUACCUCUCCACCUCACUACACAUCACCUACAGUUAUAAACAAAAGUCUUUCCAAAAAAAGUGUAAGAAGUCACUAUAGUGAGUCUCCUUUGCAGGAUGCGCCGUGUUGCGAUGCUCCACCGCUGUGCUGCAAAGAGCUGGCCCCAAUGCCAGUUCCAGCUCCUACUGCUGGAGGUGGUGGUGGUGGCGGUGGUGGUGGUGGUGGUGGCGGCGGUGGAGAGUGCCUUUGUGUAGAAGAGCCUUGCCCUGCACCCUGUGGCCAGACGCGCAACAAACCCAAACCGUGCAAGGAAAUAGGUGCAGAGAUCAAUGGCCAUGCACUCACCAUUCGUGUCCGCAAGAACAAGGACCUCGAGCAAGAUGGCAUGGUAGACAUGGUAGACAACUGCUGUGCCAUAUCAGUGCCAUCUUCCUGCCCAUGCUCAAAAGGUUCAGACAGCAAUGAUGGUGUACCGGGCUUCUUUGUGCAGUUGCCUCAGAAGGAUGGCAAGCCUGUCUCCUACCGCCUGCGCAACUGCCUUGCUGAAGACCAGGGUGGAGACUGCCUUGAACAAACUGACAAGCCACGAGAUAAUUUUGUGCUGCGCAUUGGCAAAGGCAAAUCCCACUUGGAGUUGGAGCUGAAGACACCUAAGAAGGAGGGUCCCAGACCACUGACUGACACAUUAUCGCGUGAGACACAGUAUGUGAAAGAAGAAGCAGGUCCUCCCAUUAAUUUCUAUAUUCCUAAGCGAUGUAAGGGAAGAAAGAAGAAGUGAUCUUUAUCAGGUCCUGCAAGAAUCACUAGAAUUGAUGAUCAGUCAGCCAAUACCAGAACCAUUGUCUUCUUGGAAGAGAGUUGCAGCUGCUGUCACCGUGGGGUCAUGUCAG